Botrytis deweyae is the source of this 936-nucleotide messenger RNA. RefSeq lists its product as uncharacterized. The record is from RefSeq and is a predicted model, not a curated record. Gene Ontology annotation, molecular function: hydroxyacylglutathione hydrolase activity. The coding region runs from base 1 to 936 and encodes 311 amino acids. The transcript has 7 exons. NCBI's taxonomy places the organism in Eukaryota, Fungi, Ascomycota, Leotiomycetes, Helotiales, Sclerotiniaceae.
AUGCUAUCGAGAUUGCGCAGUGCUGGGAUCGAUCGAUCAUUGGGAUUGGAUGUUUUUGAGAGGGGUUUGUUUAGAAAUAUCACGAGUAUCAUCAAUACGAAGACCGAAAGUCGAGGUGUAGAAAGACAAAGAUACGGACACAUUCACACGCAGAAACGCAAGAUGCAUAUUCAAAGUAUUCCAAUGUGGGAGGGGAGCUCGAAUAAUUAUGCGUAUUUGGUGGUGGAUGAGGGGAGUAGGGAUGCGGUGAUUAUUGAUCCGGCGAGUGCGGGGGAGGUUGCGCCAGUUUUAAAAGAACAAAUCAAGGAUGGAAAGAUCAAUUUAGUUGCAAUUGUCAAUACACACCACCAUUGGGAUCAUGCAGGAGGAAAUAAUAAAAUACUCGCCGAUCCAGAAUUCAAAGGAAAACCUGUAAUUGGAGGGAAAGAUUGUGAGGGAGUUACAAAUACACCCAAGAAUGGAGAGGGUUUUACAAUUGGAGAGAUCAAUGUCAAGGCACUUUAUACACCGUGUCAUACACAGGAUAGCAUUUGUUGGUUUAUGGAGGAUAAGAGUGGAAAGGCAAUUUUCACAGGAGAUACUUUGUUUCAUGGAGGAUGUGGAAGAUUCUUCGAAGGAACCGCAGAGGAAAUGCACACGGCGCUCAACAAGACACUUGCAGCUGUACCAGAUGAUACAGUUGUUUAUCCCGGCCACGAAUACACCAAAGCCAAUGUCAAAUUCGCCGUCUCGGUUUCCCAAAGUGAAGCCGUCAAGGCCCUCGAAGCUUUCGCAGACACGAAUAAGGAAACGCAAGGAAAAUUCACCAUUGGGGAUGAGAAGAAACAUAAUGUUUUUAUGAGGAUGGAUGAUCCGGAGAUUCAAAAGGCUACGGGGGAAACGGAUCCCGUGGAGGUCAUGGCGAAACUGAGGGAAAUGAAGAAUAAUUUCAAGUGA